Messenger RNA from Plectropomus leopardus (leopard coralgrouper), 3382 nucleotides. NCBI's taxonomy places the organism in Eukaryota, Metazoa, Chordata, Actinopteri, Perciformes, Serranidae. The record is from RefSeq and is a predicted model, not a curated record.
AUGUCAUUGUGUCCACUCCUCUCCUGCAGCGCUCAGGAACUCUCCCAGGAGAUCAAGUCCUUCAUCAGCGGCGUUGACACGGUUCAGGGCCGGAAGCUCAGUGUCCGGGAACACGCCCGCUGUGCUGUGCGUCUGCUGCGCUCGGUCCCGGCCUGUCGGGGGGCAGUGCUGGAGCAUCUCAGGGGCGUUUAUGAUGAGCACGUCUCCGCCUUCCUGCACAACCUGGAGACGGAGAGUGACGCCGGCUCCAGCUCCAACCUGGAGGACAUCAUACAGGAGGUCCAUGGCGUGCUGUCAGAGUUCAUCCGUCUCAACCCUCGGGCCUGGGCGCCUCUGGUGUCCACCUGGGCUGUGGACCUGUUGGGGCAGCUGAGCAGCAAACACGCUGGCCGCAGGGUGGCCCCUCACGCCUCCAGCCUCAACGAGCUGCUCCAGCUGUGGAUGUCCUGUGCCGCCACCCGCUCCCUCAUGGAGGCCUACUCUCAGUGUUUGGCCGCCAUGCUGGCCUGGUGCCCCGACGCGUGUGUGGAUGCGCUGUUGGACACGUCAGUUCAGCACUCUCCGCAUUUUGACUGGGUGGUGGCUCACAUCGGCUCUGCCUUCCCGGGUACUAUCAUCAGUCGAGUCCUGGCGUGCGGACUCAAAGACUUCUGCUCUCAUGGCGCCAAGGAUCAAGGGUUAAUGGUGAUGGGCGUGGACAAAGGCAGCAGAGUGCCAAAGAUUGGCUCGGUGGUGGGAAUCCUUGGACACCUUGCAGCGCACCACUCAGACAGCAUCAGGAAGGAGCUUCUCAGGAUGUUUCAGGAGAGCCUGAGUCCGUCGAGUCCGCUUUCUCCCACCUCAUCUUCAACAUCCUGGGAGAGUUCCCCUCAGCUCCGCCGUGCUGCAGUACCGUUUCUGCUGCAGCUGGCUGCAAUGUCCCCCAACCUGUUUGGUGCGGUGUCUGCGGAGCUGGUGGAGCUGCUGCGCCCUCCCGUGCUGCUUCAGCUGCAGGUGUUGCUGCAGGGCCUCCCCAGAGAGGAGCUGGACAACAUGCUGGGGCUGGCCGUCCACCUCAUCAGCCAGAGCCCUUCAGGAGGGUCGCGAGUCCUCCGUUUCCUGGCAGACACGGCGACCCCGGCCUCAGUCAUCAUCUCCGGCCCUACUCCCUCCCCUCACGAAGGAGUCAGAGAAGGUUGCGAUCGCCUCCUCCAGAUGCUGCUGCUGCAUCUCCACAAACUGGUCUUCAACCGCUCCGACGGAGCUGAAGUGAACCCCCAUCACUCGCCGUCCUUUCAGCCCCAAAGGGUCAUCCCCUUCUUGGAAGAGCUGCAGUCUCACGUCGGAGAGCUCUGUGCCGAGACGCUGCGACUGGAAAGGAAGCGUCACCUCUGGCUGCACCAGUUGCUGUGUCUCCUGUCAGUGUAUGGGGGCCCCAACGUGGCCACUGAGGCCCUCUGCCAGCUGCUCACACAGGCCCACAACCCAGAGGAGCUGGCUCUGGCCUGGCAGCUCCACACCACGCUCUCCUCUUGCAUGGCGGGACUCAUUCCUGCCGCUGUAGCUCGCUGUGUGGCCCAGAUCCACACACACACUCUGGGGCCCCGGCAGCUGCGGCAGCUGUUGCUGAACCUGGCCGCAGCCAUCCAGAGUCAGGAUGAGGAGAGAAGAGGUGCAGCAGGUGUUCAGUCCUCCAUGGCGAUCCAGGUGGGCUCGGCGGUCUCGGGACACCUGCAUGAUUUUGGCCCGCUCCUCCUCCACGGUGACCCGGCUGUGUCUCAUGCUGCAGUGCGCCUCCUAUCCUGUAGCCCACUCCCUCGCACCUCCUCCCCAGCACACCUGCUCCUGCUCUCCCGUGCUGCCGUCACUCAUUUCUUUCUGGCGCUGAGGAGAAGAGGAGAAACAGGGAAGGUGGGGAGAGACGGGGGACAGGCAGCCGAGGCGGUGAACUGCUCUGUCCUCCUCCUGUCCCGGUUCGCAGCGUAUUCUCCGCUCACCCUCAAAGCGGUGCUUCAGCAGCUGGUUGAGGGAGCGCUACAUAAAGGCAACGCUGGCCUGUUUGGAGGGCAGAUCGCAGACAUGUCUGGCGCCCCUUUGCCUUCACCGUCUGUGUCUCCAGACAUCGGGGCCUCUUUGCUGGAUAUCAACUGUCGGUUCGGUACCACCGUCAACUUUUCUGGCAGCGUGUGGUCGGUGUUUCAUGCCGGAGUGAUUGGCAAGGGGCUAAAGGCCCGCUCUGAGGCACAGCUGCCUGACCCAUCGGGGGUCAUGCAGAACAUCCAGACUCUGCUGGCUGUCGUGGUCCAGUGUUGCAGCUCCUCCGGUCUCAACGGCUCAAUCAACGGCUCCCGACCACCAUCUGACCCUGAUGAGCCGUUGCCCAUCAACGCCGAGGCAGCCAAGGUUGUUGCAGUUACAUUAGUUGAAAACGUCUGUCCAGAUGUGGCCAACGGUGAGCUGUCCUGGCCCCCGGAGGAGCACGCCCGCACCACGGUGGAGCGAGACAUCCACAUUCGCCGUUGCUUUGAGGCCCACCCGGUGCUCUUCCCUCUGCUUCAGGUGGUGGCGGCUGGACGUCCGGCUCUCUGCUACUGCUCAGCCGUGCUCAGAGGUCUCCUGGCCACUCUGCUGGCCCACUGGGAGGCGUCCCGCGAGGCGUUGUCCACAGACUCCCCGUGGCACCUCCAGGCUUCCUGUCUCCUGGUGUCCUGCAUGGGAGAGGGUCAACUCCUGCCGCCCGUGCUGGCCAACGUCCAUGAAGCAUUCCCCCACCUCACUCCCUUUGAAGUGAGGCUGCUGCUCCUGGCCGUGUGGGAGUAUGUCAGAGGCAACGGGCCCUUGCCCCAGAAGUUUGUGUUUAGCUCGGAAAAAGGGCUGUUCUGCAGAGAUUUCUCACGUGACGGUGACGUGGCGCGAUACGUGGCACCGAUUCACAGCGUUCUACAUAAAAACAUUGACAGAUUGGGACACCUGUGCUGGCGUUUCCAGCUCUAAAAGGCAGUGGAGAUCAAACUGUGCAGAGCAGGUGGCAAAAGGAUACAUAGAGACUGUUAAAUAGUUGGAAAACUGUGUUACAUUGCUCCAAGAUCGGACUGCAGAGUUACUGCCACUGUACUUCAGUUUCAAGUAUAGCUGUGUGCAUGUGUGUGUGUGUGUGUGUGUGUGUGUGUACCUUUUGUACCAUAUUUUUAGAUCUGAUUUGUUUCUAUGAGAGACAAGGAGACGAGAAAUGGCACACAUGUAUAUGAUGUUAAUACAGAAUUUGCUCCACACAACAUACAGCCUUAAUGUGUCAUUUUAGCUGGAAAAUACAACGUUGGUAAUGUAUAGAUGUUUUUGUAUCAUUUUCAGAUGUCUAACACACACACUGCCUUGUGUUUUGUUAUCCACCCAAAACUGUUGU